Molecule: messenger RNA, 1278 nt
Organism: Torulaspora globosa
Lineage: Eukaryota; Fungi; Ascomycota; Saccharomycetes; Saccharomycetales; Saccharomycetaceae
Product: glycosyltransferase family 15 protein
Exons: 1
Coding region: 1-1278 (425 amino acids)
Biological process (GO): cell wall mannoprotein biosynthetic process; protein N-linked glycosylation; protein O-linked glycosylation
Cellular component (GO): membrane; Golgi apparatus
Molecular function (GO): alpha-1,2-mannosyltransferase activity
Source: RefSeq, a predicted model, not a curated record
AUGAAGGAACAAGCAAACGGAUUCAACCCAGAACAUUGCAGGGUUUAUGGGAAGUUAUUUGGACCAAUGAAUCGAGUGCUGGUCAAUUUGGGAGGCUGGCGAAGAUUAGCCCAUCGAAGAUAUCUGAGACUUCUAGUGGCAGUUGCUAUUUUGUCGCCAUUGAUAUUUUAUUGUCUGCAUGGUUCGUCAAUAUUAUCUGAAAACGACCUGAAUGAGAACCAGGGGCUGCAAAGUGUCGAUGUUGGCCGUCCAAAGAUUUAUGAGAGUACCAGCGGCAAGGGAAAUGAUAUCCUUUUGACGCUUGUGAGGAAUUCAGAACUAAUCGAUAUGAUUGACACUAUUGAGCGUUUCGAAAGGAGUUUUAACUCGAAAUACCAUUAUCAAUGGUGGUUCAUGAAUGAUGAAGAGUUUACUGAGAAGUUCAAGGAAGAAGUGUCAUCUAGAGUCUCUGGUGGUGCUAGAUUUAUCAAGGUACCUGGGGAGAUGUGGACCUACCCUGCGAACAUAGACAAGGAGAAGGCAGCCGCUAGUAGGGAAGAUUAUUCCAAGAAGAAAGUUAUGUAUGGGGAAAGCGAGUCGUACAGAUUCAUGUGUCGCUUCAAUUCCGGUCUGUUUUAUAAACUAAAUGAGCUACGCGAUGUCGAAUAUUACUGGAGAAUAGAACCUGGCGUGCAUUUCGACUGCGGAAUAACUUAUGAUGUUUUCCAAUACAUGAGACAGAAUAACAAACUCUAUGCGUUCAACAUGGCUCUGCAGGAAGACGUCAGAACCAUACCGUCUCUUUGGAACACCACGAUAGAAUUCUUCAAGAAAAAUCCUCAAUACCUUGCUGAUAAAAAUAACGCUGAGUUUGUUACAGAUGAUGGUGGGUCGUCGUAUAACCUGUGUCAUUUCUGGUCGAACUUUGAGAUUGCGAAUCUGAGGUUUUACCGCUCCGACGCUUAUGACAAGUACUUCCAGUACCUAGACGACAAAGGUGGUUUCUUCUAUGAAAGGUGGGGGGAUGCUCCAGUACACACAUUAGCUGCCAGCUUUAUGCUACCUGUCGAUAGCUUACAUUUCGUUGCUAAUACAGGAUAUAUGCAUAACCCAAAUCAGGACUGUCCCGUGGACGAGGAAGUGAGAGACAUCCUACAUUGCGAUUGCAAUCCAAGGAAAGAUUUUACAUGGCACAAAUGGAGUUGCGUCAGCAAAUUCUUUGAUGUUAACAACUAUCCAAGACCAACUUCCGUUGCCAAUUUAAAAGAAUACUAUCCGUAUGUCCUCGAGAACACUUAG